This is a messenger RNA of Phaethon lepturus (White-tailed tropicbird), 1173 nucleotides long. It is a transcript of the gene SELENOP, whose product is annotated as selenoprotein P, plasma, 1. Lineage: Eukaryota; Metazoa; Chordata; Aves; Phaethontiformes; Phaethontidae. Gene Ontology annotation, biological process: selenium compound metabolic process. Gene Ontology annotation, cellular component: extracellular region. The record is from RefSeq and is a predicted model, not a curated record. The transcript has 4 exons. Gene Ontology annotation, molecular function: selenium binding.
GCCAUGUGGGCAGGGCUGGGGCUAGUUCUGGCUGUCUGUCUCCUCCCUGGAGGAGGGACAGAGAUCCAGAACUGCAGGGAGCCCCCAGAAUGGCGUAUUGGGGAGGAGAACCCGAUGCUGAACUCUAGGGGCUCGGUGACGGUGGUGGCACUCCUCCAAGCUAGCUGAUACUUGUGCCUGCUGCAGGCUUCCAGAUUGGAGGACCUGCGAGUGAAGUUACAGAAUGAAGGACUGGUCAAUAUCUCAUAUGUAGUUGUUAACCAUCAGGGAACUUCUUCCCAGAGGAAAUUUCACCUACUGAAGGAAAGUGUUUCAGACUAUAUUACUGUCUACCAGCAAGAUGAACAGCAAGCUGAUGUCUGGACUACCUUAAAUGGAAACAAAGAUGACUUUCUCAUCUAUGACAGAUGCGGCCGUCUAGUGUAUCAUCUGGGUCUGCCUUAUUCCUUCCUGUCCUUUCAAUAUGUAGCAGAAUCUAUUAAGAUUGCAUACUGUGAAAACAAGUGUGGAAACUGCUCUUACAUGGAACCUGAUAUUGAUGGUAUAUGUGAAAACAUCACCAAAAAAGCAGAUGAAAAGCUAGCAGAGGUAGAACCCAAACCAACCGGUCAACAUUCACAUCACCACAGCCUGCACAGACACAGACACCACCACCACCAUCACGAGAGCAGCCGUCAUUCCAAAAAUGAGAAUCAUCAGUCUCCUUCUGAAACCCAAAGACAUCAUCCCCACAGCAGUCGGCGUCAUAGAGUUUUUGGCCAUAACACACAUGAUCAGACAGGUAGUCAUGAACAGGUAGACAUUGGUCCUCCAGGGGAAAGUGUGGAAAUGACACAAGAUAAAAAGCUAUGAAAAAAAGGGAAGAACAGCUGUAAAAACCAGUUAACUUGACAUUGGCAGACAGCAUCAGACUCAGCUUCUAGUAACUGAUGCUGUCAUUGUCGACACCUUUUGUUUGAAGAGCUAGGAAAUUCUGUCACUUGACAGUGUCGUGGAGCACUUCCAAGUUCUUGCAGGUGACAUGGUCAGCUGUCAGCAGAGGACAUCACUGAAUCUUGACAGUGACGUCUGCUCACUGCUGCCUGACAGUCACCAGCAGCAGGAGCAACUGAAACUAGUGACACCUGACAGUGACAGGAAAAGGCAAGAAACUGAGCCUGAAAAACAAAUUAA